UUGACUAUAGAUCAGUCUAUAGUCUUGACUAUAGAUCAGUCUAUGGUCUUGACUAUAGAACAGUCUAUAGUCUUGACUAUAGAUCAGUCUAUAGUCUUGACUAUCGAUCAGUAUGCGGUGUUAACAAUAAAUCAGUCUAUAAUCUUGACUAGAGAUCAGUCUAUAAUCUUGACUAGAGAUCAGUCUAUAGUCUGAACUAUAGAUCAGUCUAUAAUCUUUACUAUAGAUCAGUAUACAGUUUUCGUUGUAGUUUAUCUUGACUAUACAUCAUUUUGUUUACUUGAUUGUAGAUCAGUUAAGCAAUUACUUAAACAUGUCCACCAUUACCUUAAUUAAAUUAUUAUUUUCUAUAAAAUUUACAUAAAAUAACAAAUUAAGAAUAACAUUCCUUAAUAUUAAAAUAAAACUUUUCUUUAAAAAUUAACAUUUUAUAUUUAUAUGCAUUAAAAACUAAAGAUGAUAUUCUCUUAUAAAAAUUACAUGACGUAUUUAUUAUUAAGAUAUUUUUAUACUCUUAUACAACAUAAACUUACUUUAUAUACUUAUAAUAUAUUUUUGUACUUUUUAAUAAAACUAUUUUGGAAAUAAAAUGAUUUUUUUUUAAAUAUUUCUUUUAAAAUAAUAAAAUAAAAUUAGUUUUAAGCAGGGAAAUGUUUCUGUUUAUUUUCUCUCUCCCUCUCUUUUGCUCUUCAAAAAGAAAAAAAGAGAUUUUAUUUGCAGGUUUUUUUUUAGCAAAGAAUGCUUAAAGAAAAGCUUCAUCAUCAUCAACAACUAAAAUUCAUACUUCCAACAUCACCAUCAUCAUCACCAUCAUAAUAUUAAUUAUCAUCAUGAUCAUCAUCACUAUUAGCAUCCAUCUCUCCAACAACGCCUGUCAUUUAGCUCAUAAUGGUUUUGUUUGAAAAAUAAGCCAAAAACAAAUAAUAAACUCCCCAGCUUUGCUCGCUUGCUCAGUAACUAGUCUAGACAGCUCUCUCUUUCUUACUCAUUUUGCGCCAAAUAAAAAAAAAAUAAUCCUUACAACAAAAUCAAUAGCAACAACACCAUUAAAAUGUAUCACCAACACCACUAAAACAAAACUCUCUCUCUCAAAAAAACUCAAACCAAUAACUCUUGUGGCGCCAGCAGCUGUUCAUCGUCAUCUUUAUCAAAUCCCGGCAAUUCAAAUUGUCAAACAUCACCGCCUCCACCACCCCCUCAGUCACUGAUACGUGACUAUUGGUAUGAAUUGAAAUUUUCGGAUUUAUUUAAAUUUAUCAAUGCCGAUGGUCGCUAUCAAUGUCCACGUUAUAAUUGUUUAAAAAGUUAUAAAGAUGCUAGCUCUCUACAGCGACAUAUCAGAUCACUUACAAUUACUUAUACUCACCACUACAGCUGAUAAUCUACCACCAACAACACCACCACCACAACAACAACAACAACAGAUAACUCCCUCUAAUCAUGAUUUCAUUAUAAUGGAUGAUAUAAAUGACAUUAGUAAUGCUCUCAACAAUAGCGCAGCAACACACUUACCCACAUCCGAAGAACAAAAUGAACAUUGUACACAUUUAGAUUCUUCUUGUCAAUCACCAGAUCAAUUUUUCAUUUCAAUGGUUAAUGAAUUUCUCAAUGAUGAUACCACUACACUACCCGAUGAUACCAACAAAACUUCUCCCUUAGCAGCUAUAGAAUAUCUAGAAGAGCCUAAUGAAACAGGUGUAGAAAGUCUUAUUAAUUUUCAUUGUUUAACUAAGAAUAGCUCAAGCUCAAGUUCAUCCUCCUCUUCUUCUUCUUCGUUACUAAGCACAACAUCAGCUAAGGAAAUACCAGUAGUCUCACCGAUUUCUUCUGCUAUAGGUUUUCGUAUCAAUAAAUUAACGGAUGAUACUAGAAAUAUGAAUUCUCUACUUUUAACUAAUUUAAAUGAAAAUUUACCGGAUAAUGUUAAGGAGAUUUCUUAUCAGAGAUUUGGUCGUUUCAAUACUAAUCUACCAGCUGAGGUACAUAAUUUUAAGUGUCAUCUAUGUGCAUUUUCAUGUGCUUUAAAGGAUGUAUUAUUACAACAUUUUCAGGAUAAACAUCCGACUUAAGAAAUAGGAAAAAAAAACAAAAACGAUUUUGAAUUAGAAAUUGAAAAUUUAUAAAAAUAUUGGAAUUGUAUUGAAAUAGUUUUAAAAUGUUAAGAAUUCAACUAGCUAUAGUCUGGUUCAGAGUUAAGGCUAUGGUUUAUAGUCAAGUCUAUAAGACAGACUAUAGUCUACUAUAUAGUCUGGCUAUAUAGUCAAUAGAUCAAACAUAUAGUCUUGACUACAUGUAAGACUAUAGUCUGAUGUAUAGUCAAUACUA
Messenger RNA from Lucilia cuprina (Australian sheep blowfly), 2325 nucleotides. RefSeq lists its product as uncharacterized. The record is from RefSeq and is a predicted model, not a curated record. Bases 1314 to 2069 code for a protein of 251 amino acids. The transcript has 3 exons. Lineage: Eukaryota; Metazoa; Arthropoda; Insecta; Diptera; Calliphoridae.